Messenger RNA from Schistocerca americana (American grasshopper), 2907 nucleotides. RefSeq names its product synaptotagmin-7-like. Lineage: Eukaryota; Metazoa; Arthropoda; Insecta; Orthoptera; Acrididae. Gene Ontology annotation, biological process: regulation of calcium ion-dependent exocytosis; regulation of dopamine secretion; vesicle fusion. Bases 138 to 1283 code for a protein of 381 amino acids. Gene Ontology annotation, cellular component: membrane; axon; synapse. The record is from RefSeq and is a predicted model, not a curated record. The transcript is spliced from 8 exons. Gene Ontology annotation, molecular function: phosphatidylserine binding; SNARE binding; clathrin binding.
AGGCUGCGCCAGCAGGUAGUCGGCGCCGUGCUAUGGUGACGACGCGCCCGCGACUCUGUAUCGCGUCGGGCGCGCCGCGGCGACGAGCAACAGGUUAGGCCGCGGGUCGCGCCAGCGCUACACCGACCGGGCCAUGAAUGAUGUGGGCUGCCGUCACCAGAUCCUUCGAGAUCUUGGUCUCCUUCAUAGAGUACUACGCCGCCAGGACAACAGGAGCCAGCCCGAGUCCCAAGUCGGGUGCGGGGGCGGCUGGAUCGGGGGCGGGCGGCGGUGGCGGUGCGGCGGGCGGCAGCGGCUGUGGGGGCGGCGGCGGCGGCAGCGGCCUCCACGGAGACGCCAAGUCGCCCCCUGCGCCCCACAACAAGGCGCUCGCCGGCGUCAAAGGCGACCAGCAUCCCUCGAUGGCCUUCCUGCAGAACCGGUCUAUCUCGCUGGUGGACAUGUACAUUGACAACUCGGAGCCGUCGGAGAACGUCGGCCAGAUACACUUCAGCCUGGAGUACGACUUCCAGAACACCACGCUCAUUCUCAGGAUCCUAACGGCGAAGGACUUGCCCGCCAAAGACAUCACGGGUACUUCGGACCCUUACGUCCGCGUCACGCUGCUACCUGACAAGAAACACCGGCUAGAGACAAAGAUCAAGAGGCGCACCCUCAACCCGCGCUGGAACGAGACUUUCUACUUUGAAGGGUUUCCCAUUCAGAAGCUGCAGAGCAGAGUACUGCACCUCCACGUCUUUGAUUACGAUCGCUUCUCUCGAGAUGAUUCCAUCGGCGAAGUUUUUCUUCCUCUCUGCCAGGUGGACUUGUCAGAGAAGCCAUCGUUCUGGAAGGCGUUGAAGCCGCCAGCCAAGGACAAGUGUGGGGAGCUGCUGACGUCCCUGUGCUACCACCCCAGUAACAGCAUCCUCACCCUCACUCUACUCAAGGCUCGCAACCUCAAAGCCAAAGAUAUCAACGGAAAGUCAGAUCCCUAUGUGAAAGUAUGGUUGCAAUUUGGAGACAAACGGAUUGAGAAACGUAAGACGCCCAUCUUCAAAUGCACUUUGAACCCCAUCUUCAAUGAGACUUUCAGCUUCAACGUGCCGUGGGAAAAAAUAAGGGAAUGUUCUCUGGACGUAAUGGUGAUGGACUUCGACAACAUAGGAAGAAAUGAACUGAUAGGCCGCAUUCUCUUGGCUGGUAAAAAUGGAUCUGGAGCAACCGAGACUAAACACUGGCAAGACAUGAUUACAAAACCCCGACAGACAAUUGUACAGUGGCAUCGACUGAAACCAGAAUAAGGGCAGCCGUUCAGUAUUUCACUACCGUAUUUACUAUUUUUUUGUGUCACGUCCUUCCUGACUUGAUGAAGAGUAAUUGUUUGCUUCCUGCGUAAUUUACAUACAUGUAUUCGUUGAUAAUCGCCCAAGAAAUUCUCUUUUAGAAAAUUUAAUCCAUACUGCCACAGUUACAUUGUUUUAAUUUGUUUCAGUAUGAACUCUGAUCUCUUUGGAAACUUCACGGUUGGUCCAUUCACAGUAAUAAACAUUCCCAUACCAUUGUUCCCACUGUUGCUAGUACAUAUAUCUGUUUGAUUUUGGAUUUGUCUACCACAACAGCAAAUAUAUUGUGCAGUAAAUACGGUAGAGAACUGGGAAAUAAAGUAAGAAUUAUAAAAAUGUGUAUAUAUAAAAUGAUGAUGUAGUCUCUCUAUACUCAUCUGUGUCUAAGACUAGUUGCAUGUUUAUAUAUCUGUUGAUCAUCUGUUAUUCAGCUGUCCGAAACGUAAUUCCUUUGCUACACCUUGCAGUGUUAAUAGUUAUACCACUAAUAUCAUCAACUGAUAUCAUGUUAAUUUUAUUCUUAGGGCACAUAAUUAUUUUGGCUUCUCUGGAGUACUAUAAAACCUUUUAUGCUUGACAAUGGAGCAUAUUUUAUCCCACUGUACCAUAUACUUCUGUGCUCGAUAUGUACAUACAUGAUCUCUCUCUGACAUUGUAUUCUUAUCAUCAGCUAUGAGUGUAAUGCUGUUUACAAGUAAGUGGAAAAUUUUAUAGUCUAUCUGAUGUAUCAAUACCAGAUUAGCAAAUAAGUAGCAUAAUGGUAGUGUGAAAUAAUUUUUCUAGAAUACUAUUUAUUUAUGUAUUUUAAAUAUCUAUUGAAGAAGGUAUGUGUGCCCCUCAAAUUGUGACCCUAUCCUUAAAAUUCUCCUUUUUUGGAAAAAAUCAUGUAUUCUCAAGAGAGUCUCCCUUUUAACAUAAAUUCUCAAAUAUAGCAUAAAAGUGAUCAUUACACCAGCAAAAAUUACAUAGCAGGAAGAGUAAAGCUGAAAGAGAAUAUUGGGGCUAAUAUUAACAGAGAGACAAUUAUUACUAAAACUGAAUACAAUCUGAUUUGAGUUGCAUAGUUACGUUUACCACAAAUUAUUAAAAGUGAUGUAACAUAUAAAUUGUUACAUAUUUCUUGUUGUGUACAUUUUUAUCUGAUUGUUAGAGAAUUUUUAUAAUAAAUGUCUGUCAACAAAAGUGCUACACAUAAUUAUACAUAUUUAAAAUUAAUUUCAAUGUAAGACAUCUUACAGUUAAAAUGUACAUAAUGUUUUUUUUAACUUGCAUGUCAGUGUAAGAAAACUUCAUUGUCAUAACGUUCUAUUGAGCAAAAUCAAAUAAUCAAUCCCGUUAUCAUAAACCUUUGAUUCAUUUCAGUAAUCCAGUAGACAAUAUGUCAAACGAAAAUACUUCUUUAUUUUCGUCACAUAACUUAAAAUGCGAUACCUGGCAAGAAAGUUAGUAAUCCUGGAAUUGUUAAUUACAGUGAUUGGAAUUUUAGGAAUUCUACAUUCUGUUUGAGAUAUUUUUGAAAACGAAUAUUACUUUGCACAGCAUUUUUGGUUUCUCCAAUUAUUUGCUGUUAAAGCUAAAAAUU